Messenger RNA from Mandrillus leucophaeus (drill), 782 nucleotides. It is a transcript of the gene CLEC2L, whose product is annotated as C-type lectin domain family 2, member L. The transcript is spliced from 5 exons. Bases 1 to 558 code for a protein of 185 amino acids. The record is from RefSeq and is a predicted model, not a curated record. Lineage: Eukaryota; Metazoa; Chordata; Mammalia; Primates; Cercopithecidae.
AUGGAGUUUGUGGUUCCUCAGAAAGAACUACUGGGAGCGGCGGCGGUGUCGGCAGCGGCUGUAACGAAGAGAGUUUGGCGCGAUGUCUCACACCAUUUUGCUGACACCACCACACGUCUCCUGCUGGGUGCCAUUGCGGUCCUUCUGUUCGCCAUCUUGGUGGUGAUGAGCAUCUUGGCUUCCAAGGGCUGCAUCAAGUGUGAAGCGCCCUGCCCAGAGGACUGGCUACUCUACGGAAGGAAGUGUUACUUCUUUUCUGAGGAACCCAGAGACUGGAACACAGGCAGGCAGUACUGCCACACCCACGAGGCAGUGCUGGCUGUGAUUCAGAGCCAGAAGGAGCUGGAAUUUAUGUUCAAGUUCACGCGGAGGGAGCCCUGGAUUGGACUACGCAGAGUUGGGGACGAAUUCCACUGGGUCAACGGGGACCCGUUUGAUCCAGACACGUUCACCAUCGCAGGUCCAGGGGAGUGUGUCUUCGUGGAGCCCACCAGGCUGGUGUCGACGGAAUGUCUGAUGACCCGGCCCUGGGUGUGCAGCAAGAUGGCCUAUACGUGAGGUGGGUGGGGCCAGAGGUGGCCCCUCCCCCCAGGCCUGUGGGAGGUGUCUGCCCGAGACCUGCUCCAGCGGAGCCGCCUGCCCUCUGCAAGACCAAGCAGUGGGGUGGGUGGCCUCUGCCCCAGGCCCCUCUCCCAGGCCCUGACGCUCUGAGUCCCUGGUUCCUGGCCUCCUUUGUCUCCAGGCAGGUCGUGUGGCUCAGCAGUUAAAUCCCAUAUGCUAAG